AUGUAUGACAGGGGUUGGAAAGGUGUAGGGGGAAGUCACGUAAGAAAGGGAUACACUGAUAAGGGUCAUAGUUGACGGGGUAGCACUAGUAUAACAGGGGAGUCACAUUGACAAGUCAAAAGGGAUAGUCACUAGUAACGUUGGUGAAGACACAGACAAUCACCAUCUCAGACGUGUCUAACUCCCUGCGAGGAGACGUCUCUAACAAGGAGGCCCCCGUCGUGCACACUGAGACCAAGACCAUUACCUAUGAGUCAGUGCAGGUGAGAGGGGAUGAUUAGUUAUUAAAUAAAACCAUUUAUUAACCCAGUGAGUUUGUGUUAACAGUGAACUGAGUUGUAUUCAUAAGGAUACCCAACAGAAAAAACGUUUUUAAAACAUCUUGCAACGGAAAAUGAAAACAAGCGUUUCUUACUGGACAAGUCCUGGUAUUCCCUCCCUGUUUCAGUGUGUUUUCUUCCUUUUGGUGCUUAAUGAACUUGAUCCUGUUGUCUUUCUCACAGCCGGUAGACAAUGCAGUCCUAAAUGAACCCAUUUUCUCCGCCUUUGAGUUAACAUAGUGUCUCCUUCAGCCCAUAGACAGCGUGGCAGAGAGGGACUCUGGAGUGCUGCUGAGUGCCCAGACCAUCACCUCAGAGACAGUCAGUACAACCACCACCACUCAGAUCACAAAGGUACGUUCUGGGCUUCCUGACCUAGGAUCAGUUUGACCUUUUAGAUGUUAACAUUUUAGUAAUUUAGCGUAGUGGUUCCUAACAUAUUUUGCUUCGUGA
This is a messenger RNA of Coregonus sp. 'balchen', 773 nucleotides long. The record is from the annotation of a GenBank genome assembly. Lineage: Eukaryota; Metazoa; Chordata; Actinopteri; Salmoniformes; Salmonidae.